Molecule: messenger RNA, 733 nt
Organism: Lemur catta (Ring-tailed lemur)
Lineage: Eukaryota; Metazoa; Chordata; Mammalia; Primates; Lemuridae
Gene: SVIP
Product: small VCP interacting protein
Exons: 4
Coding region: 110-343 (77 amino acids)
Biological process (GO): negative regulation of VCP-NPL4-UFD1 AAA ATPase complex assembly; negative regulation of retrograde protein transport, ER to cytosol; positive regulation of autophagy
Cellular component (GO): endoplasmic reticulum membrane
Source: RefSeq, a predicted model, not a curated record
CCGGUGGGGGCGGGGCAAGCGCGGAAGACCUGGGACGCGCGUCGGGCCGCGCAGUUGGCGCCGCCUGCUCUGGGGCGGACCCGGGGAGAGACCCUCUGGUGUCGUCCAGAUGGGGAUGUGUUUUCCUUGCCCCGGGGAGUCCGCGCCUCCCACGCCGGACCUGGAAGAGAAAAGAGCAAAGCUUGCAGAGGCUGCAGAGAGAAGACAAAAGGAGGCUGCAUCUCGGGGAAUUUUGGAUGUUCAAUCUGUGGAAGAAAAGAGAAAGAAAAAGGAAAAAAUAGAAAAACAAAUUGCUACAUCUGGGCCCCCACCACAAGGUGGACUUAGAUGGACAGUAUCAUAAACAUAACAUGAGUGGAAGAGUCUGUGCCAAUAACUGUUUAAUAUCUGCAAUCAAGUGGACUUCCUCAGUUUAAUCUCUUUCUUUGAAUAAAUGAAGAUUCAGACUUUGUAAUAUUAUUGUCCUUAAAUGCAAUGCUAACUCUAUAUUGAAAAUAUUGAAAAAACUUUUGAUUUUCAAACUUAACAAAUGGCCACACCUUUCAUUAAGUACUUAUAUUCCUACAUUUGCUCUUCUACAGUUAGUGGAUGAUUUGCCAUUUUUUUUAAGUAGUUAAAAAUGGACCUAAAUAGUGAAUACCAAUACAUUGCAUGUAAAAAUUCUGCAUACAUCUCUAAUAUUAAAUUUUGCAAUUGUAUUUGCUUCCUUUAUAGAAUGAUCUAACUACUUAUA